Molecule: messenger RNA, 1208 nt
Organism: Perognathus longimembris pacificus (Pacific pocket mouse)
Lineage: Eukaryota; Metazoa; Chordata; Mammalia; Rodentia; Heteromyidae
Gene: Gzmm
Product: granzyme M
Exons: 5
Coding region: 305-1084 (259 amino acids)
Biological process (GO): proteolysis
Molecular function (GO): serine-type endopeptidase activity
Source: RefSeq, a predicted model, not a curated record
GAACCCCAGGACCAACACACACACAAAACUUCAAAGUCAUACUAAAUACCACAUAGUACACACAAGAUGGAGAGCUUGAAGACUAUCAGAUAAAAAGCAUUUAGGUAAUGGUGGGAGUGUGACCCUUUGUGGUUGGUGGGGGUUUUGUCUCCAAUGUGUUGAGCUGCUUGUGGGUAAAGUGAGCCAGCUGUAGGUGGAGCUGUUGCUUGGGGUACAGGGUGGGGUGUGAGUGUCACCUGUACCCACAGGAAGAGGACAGAGAUGAGGAGACCACUGGGGGAGGGGACACAAAUCCUUCAGCAAGAUGGAGGCCCGCUGGUUCCCACUGCUGCUGCUGCUGCUGCUUGCCUUUGGGGCACUGUGGGCAGCUGGCAGCUCACUGGAAACCAACAUCAUCGGAGGUCAUGAAGUCACCCCCCACUCCCGUCCCUACAUGGCUUCACUGCAGAAAGCCGGCACACACCUGUGCGGGGGGGUCCUCAUACACCCCAAGUGGGUGCUGACGGCAGCCCACUGUGUGACAGCACCGGUGCGGCUGCUGAGGCUGGUUCUGGGCCUUCACGACCUGCACAACCACCAGGACCCCGGCCUCACCUUCCACAUCCAGGCAGCCGUCAAGCACCCAGCCUUCAGCCCGAGCCUGGCGAAUGACCUCGUGCUGCUGAAGCUGGAUGGGAAGGUGAAACCCAGCAGGACCAUCCAGCCUCUGCCAGUGGUCAGAAGGCGCCGUGCCAUCCCAGCAGGCACGAAGUGCAGUGUGGCCGGCUGGGGAGUGACGGACUCCACAGAGCACCUAGCUCUCAGAUUGCAGGAGCUGGAUCUCCGAGUGCUGCACAUCAAGAUGUGCAACAACAGCCGCUUCUGGGACGGAGUCAUCACCCCCAACAUGAUCUGCCUGGCUGCGGACACCCAGGGCCAGGCCCCCUGCAAGGGUGACUCAGGUGGGCCCGUGGUAUGUGGCCAAGGCCAGGUGGAUGGAAUUCUCUCCUUCAGCUCCAAGACCUGCACCAAUGUCUUCAGGCCUCCCGUGGCCACUGCUGUGUCCCCCUAUGUGCCCUGGAUCAGGAAAAUCAUCCGCUGCUAGUCACCCCAGCCUCCAGCCUGACACUCAGGGUGGUGGGGACCCCCUCCUUCUCUACUCAGAUUGCAGGAGGGCCAGGCAUGGAGGGCGAGCCUAGGUGUGUCUUGGAGGGCCAAUAAAUGGUGAC